AUGCAAGGUGAGCUUAGUGAUGGCCCACCAGGAGUUGGUCCUAUUUCAGGACCUCCUCCACCAUCUGGACCUCCCCCGGAUAUGCCCCCACCUCCAGGUAUGGGAGGACAAUUUCCACCUUCUGGACCUCCUGGCAUGAACCUUCCUCCAAUGAACAUGCAACCACCAAUGGGAAUGCAGCCGCCUAUGGGAAUGGGGCAGCCUACAUCCAUGGGAAACCAACAAGGACCUCCUAUGAAUAUGCAGCAGCCUCCUCCAAUGGGAAAUCAACCUCAAGGACCGCCACCUAUGCAGGGUCCUCCAAUGGGAAUGCAACAACCAGGACCACCAAUGGGCCCACCUCAAAUGCCUGGACAAGGACCGAAUAUGGGAGGACAACAACCUGGUCCACCAAUGGGCCCUCCUCCAAUGGGUGGUCAACAGCCUGGACCACCAAUGGGUCCUCCACCAAUGGGUGGACAACAGGGACCUCCUAUGGGGCCUCCACCUAUGGGUGGUCAGCAACAGGGAAUGCCAAUGGGUCCUCCACCUAUGGGUGGACAGCAACCUGGUCCACCAAUGGGGCCUCCUCCCAUGGGUCAGCAGCCAAUGGGGCCACCCCCAAUGGUGGGACAGCAACAAGGUCCUCCAAUGGGACCUCCUCCCAUGGGCAAUCAGCAAGGGCCACCGAUGGGCAUGCAACAACCUCCACCCAUGGGUAUGCAGCAGCCUGGUCCGAUGGGCAUGCAGCAACCACCACCAAUGAACAUGCAACAACCACCUCCCAUGGGAAUGCAACAACCACCUCCUAUGGGUGGGCAGCAGGGUCCUCCUAUGAAUAUGCAACAACAGGGACCUCCUAUGAGUCAACCUCCUCCAUCUCUGCCGAUGCCACCUGGAAUGAUGGGAAUGCAACAAGGACCUCCUCCAAUGGGUAUGCAGCCAGGACCUCCACCACCUCUAAGGCCUCCCGGCAUGGGUGGCAAUAUGCCUCAACCACAGAUGAAUAUGCAACCUCCUACAAGUAUGGCACAGCAGGCAGGAAGUACCCCUCCAAUGUCUGAACAAAAUAAUGCUCAACCUCCAAACCCAGACGGUCCUCCUGGAGAAGAUCAAUCUCUGCCUUCUCUUCUAACAAUGCAUGUUGAACCGCCUCCUGGCAUUAAUAUGACAACUCCUCCUGAAAAUAGAGACCAGAAACUUCCUCAAGCUCUUGAAAAAGUCCUUGCUCUAAAAACCCAAAGAGCUAGUGAACUGGGUGUUGAUCAGGAAGAAGAGGAGGAAGAGGAAGAAGAUUCAGGAAACCAAACACGUACACCUGUUAUUUUGCAAUCAGCAUUUGAUGAUAUAGAAAACUAUGAAGAUGAUGAUGAAAAGCAACCUAAAAAACCAGGAAGAAAGGAUCUUAAGAAAAGGCUCAAAAACAAAAGAAAGAAGAAGAGGAGUAAGAAGUCAAAAAUAAAGUUACAAGAUCAAAGUGAUAAAAAUGUGGAUUCCAAAGAAAAUUCAGAAGAUGCAGAAAAAGGCAAAGAAAAGGAAGAUGUUCCUGAAGUUGAGGUAGAAUAUAUUCAAGAAAAACUCAAUUUAUUCGAAUUGGAGCCAAUUUACAGAAGUUAUGCUAGGGUUUUAGAAGCUUUUAGAAUCAGUGAACCUACUGUUGUACCUGAUAUAAGUAAAGAAAUCCAAGCUGCCACGAUAUUCGGUGUUCAGAGAAAAGAUUUAACAAAAGUGCCCAAGCUUCCAGAAGAAGAUGAUAUAGAAGAAGGUGGGGAAGGUAAAGGUGAUGAAAAACCAAAACUAUCUAAAAGGAAAUUGAAAAAACUUACAAGACUGAGUAUAGCUGAAUUAAAGCAAUUGGUCAGCCGCCCUGAUGUGGUAGAAAUGCAUGAUGUGACUGCAAGAGAUCCCAAAUUAUUAGUUCAGUUAAAAGCUCAUCGUAACACAGUACCUGUUCCUAGGCACUGGUGUUUUAAACGUAAAUAUUUACAAGGUAAGAGGGGUAUUGAAAAGCCGCCUUUUGAUCUUCCAGAUUUCAUUAAAAAAACUGGUAUAAUGGAAAUGAGGUCAUCUUUACAAGAUAAAGAAGAACAAAAAACUUUAAAAGCCAAAAUGAGAGAAAGAGCACGGCCAAAAAUGGGUAAGAUUGAUAUAGAUUAUCAAAAGUUGCAUGAUGCUUUUUUCAAAUGGCAGACUAAACCUAGACUAACUAUUCACGGUGAUCUGUAUUAUGAAGGAAAAGAGUAUGAAACUAGACUUAAAGAAAAAAAACCUGGCGAUCUUUCACCUGAAUUACGUCAAGCAUUAGGAAUGCCAACUGGACCUAAUGCCCAUAAAGUCCCACCUCCUUGGCUUAUUGCUAUGCAGAGGUAUGGUCCUCCUCCUUCUUAUCCCAAUUUAAAGAUACCUGGUUUGAACUGUCCUAUACCCGAAGGUUGUUCUUUUGGUUAUCAUGCAGGUGGUUGGGGUAAACCCCCUGUGGAUGAAACUGGAAAACCAUUGUAUGGAGAUGUAUUUGCGACCAAUGUCAAUAUAAAUGAAAUGAAAUUGGAUGAUGAUGAAGUUGAAAAAACCACAUGGGGUGAAUUAGAAUCUGAUUCUGAAGAAGAGAGUGAAGAAGAAGAAGAGGAAGAAGAAACCCAAAAAGAUGAUACUGGUCUAAUUACUCCUUCAGAAGGGCUAAUCACUCCUUCAGGAAUAACUUCUGUACCUGCUGGUAUGGAAACUCCUGACAUAAUUGAACUUCGUAAGAAGAAAAUUGAAUCAGAAAUGGAUGGUGGUGACACUCCUGCCCUAUAUCAAGUUCUUGCUGAAAGAAGGGUAGACAGAAUUGGAGGAUCUAUGAUGGCUUCUACACAUGUUUACGAUAUGACCACAGCUUCUGCUGCCAUUGCUAGCAGUGGUACUACCAGUACUGCACCGCGACGAGAUACUGUAGAACUUGCAUUAGAUCCGUCUGAACUGGAUAUGGACUCAGAUGCUAUGGCUGCAAGGUAUGAACAACAGAUGAGAGAACAACAAUCUCAUUUACAAAAAGAAGACCUUUCUGACAUGCUUGCUGAGCAUGUCCAAAGGCAAAAGAACAAACGAAAAAAGCAGCAACAACAAGAAGGAAAACCGACUAAAAAAUAUAAAGAAUUCAAAUUUUAG
Molecule: messenger RNA, 3126 nt
Organism: Nezara viridula (southern green stink bug)
Lineage: Eukaryota; Metazoa; Arthropoda; Insecta; Hemiptera; Pentatomidae
Source: the annotation of a GenBank genome assembly